Messenger RNA from Paramuricea clavata, 212 nucleotides. The record is from the annotation of a GenBank genome assembly. NCBI's taxonomy places the organism in Eukaryota, Metazoa, Cnidaria, Anthozoa, Malacalcyonacea, Plexauridae.
AUGACCUGUACAAGGCCUGAUUUAAGUUGGAUUGUAAGCAGACUGUCUCAAACUCUGUCAAACCCCAGAACGGGAGAUUUAAUUGCUGCCAAACAUGUCCUAAGGUAUCUAAAGGGUACCGUGGAUUAUGAACUCUGCUUUAAGAAAUCUGAUGCUGACUUGCAACUCACUGCUUAUAGUGAUUCAGAUUGGGCCUCUUGCCUGGAAGACAG